UCUAAAAUUAUUCUCUCUCCCUAUUUGGAAAAACUAUUUUGCGUUGGUAUUGUGAGAGUUCUUUUUGGACAUGGCUGAUCGAAAAGCUGAUGGUGGUAGAUGGAUGUAUGAUGUUUUUCUGAGUUUUAGAAGUGAGAAUACUCGCAAGAACUUCACGGAUCACCUCUACCAUGCACUGAGAGAUGCUGGAAUUAAUGUGUUUAGAGAUGAAAAUGAAAUCCCACGUGGGGAACAUAUAACCACCGAGCUCGAACAAGCAAUCCAAAGGUCUAAGAUUGCAAUUAUUGUUUUCUCAAAGGGUUAUGCGGAUUCGAGAUGGUGUUUGGAGGAGCUCGUGAAAAUUAUGGAAUGUAGGAGAACUCUGAACCAAUUGGUCUUGCCUGUGUUUUAUGAUGUUGAUCCAUCUGAUGUGAGGAAUCAGAAGGGAAGUUUUGGAGAGGCAUUUUCUCGAUAUCAACUACAUUUUGGUUCGGAAAAUUAUAACAAAAUUCUUAGCUGGAGAAUGGCUUUGACCGAAGCUGCAAAUUUAGCUGGCUUCAAUUUGGAAAAUAUUGCUGAUGGGCAUGAAGGUAAAUUUAUCAAGAAAAUUAUUCAAAAGGUAUCGAGGGAUCUGAAGAGAAUCAUUGAUGUAGCUCACCAUCUUGUAGGCAUUGAUUUUCAUGUUAAUGCAAUUACUUCAAAGCUAGGUGUUGGAUUAGGUGGUGUGCGCAUGGUAGGGAUUUGGGGUAUGGGAGGUGUGGGUAAAACAACCAUUGCAAAAGCAGUUUAUAAUCUACUUUAUGAUGAUUUUGAUGGAGCUUGUUUUCUCGACAACAUUAAGGAUACUUCAGAGCAGUUGAAUGGGCUAGUUCACUUGCAAGAAAAACUCCUCAAGUCUAUCUUCAAAUCAAGCAAAAUUGAAUUACAAUAUGUUCAUGAAGGAAUCACACAACUGCAACAAAGACUUCCUCACAAGAAGGUACUUCUAAUAUUAGAUGAUAUAGAUGAUAUGGGGCAGUUAAAUGCAUUAGCAAGAAGUCGUUGCUGGUUUGGUGCAGGAACCAGAAUCAUUAUAACAACUAGAAAUGAGCAUUUUCUCAAGAAUUUUCAGGUGGAUGCAAUAUGCACAAUAGAUGAAAUGAAUGAGAACGAAGCUCUUGAACUCUUUAGUUGGCAUGCCUUUCACAAUAAGUACCCUUCUGUAGAUUAUUGUCAACUUUCAAAACGUGUGGUUAGUUAUUGUGGAGGAUUACCGUUAGCUCUUGAAGUGUUAGGUUCUUUCUUGUAUGGUCGAACGGUGCUCGAAUGGGAAGAUGCGUUGAAUAAGCUAAAGAAAAUUCCUCUGGAUGAAAUUUCAAGAAAGCUGAAGACAAGUUUUGAUGGUCUUGGUGAUCAAGCAUACAAGGAUAUAUUUCUUGAUAUUUCGUGCUUUUUUAUUGGAAUGGACAAGAGUGAGGUUACACGAAUAUUGGAUGGAUGUGGGUUUUUUCCAAUAAUUGGCAUUAGUGUCCUCCUUCAAAGACGCCUUCUAAGAGUUGACCACGAAAACAAGUUUAGGAUGCACGACUUACUUAGAGAUAUGGGAAGAGAGAUCGUGCAUAAUGAAUCUCGAAAAGAGCCUGCUAAACGAAGCAGAAUUUUUGUUAAUGAUGAUGUGCUCGAUGUACUUGAGAAACAAAAGGGAGCCGAUGUAACUGAAGGCCUAUCUUUAAAGUUGUCAAUAUCUAGCAAGAAAAAUUUUCAUACAAAAGCAUUCAGUGAAAUGCAAAAAUUGAGAUUGCUUCAACUUAAUUAUGCACGCAUAAGAGGAGAUUUUAAACAUAUCUCGCAAGAGUUGAGGUGGAUUUGUUGGCAUGGAUUCCCUUUAGAGUCCUUACCAAAAAGCUUUCAUUUGGAGAAAGCGGUAGCUAUUGAUUUGAGAUAUAGUCAUCUGAUCAAAUUCUUCCAGAAGGAACCUAAGUUUUCACUGGAGAAGUUGACAAUUCUUAAUCUUAGCCACUCUCGUUACUUGACAUGUACUCCGAAUUUCUCGAAACUCCCACAUCUUCAGAAAUUAGAACUCGAAGAUUGUAAGAGUUUGGUUAAGGUUGAUGAUUCUAUAGGAUGUCUUCAGAAACUUGGAUUCAUAAAUUUGAAAGACUGCAUAUGCUUGAAUAAGCUUCCAGAGGCUUUUUGUGAACUAAAAUCCCUUGAAAGGCUUAUUCUUUCUGGCUGCUCAAAGUUAGAGAAGCUGCCUAAUGAAUUGGGGAAGAUGGAAUCAUUGACAACCCUUGCAGCCGAUGGUACUUGUAUACAAGAAUUGCCAUCUACAAUUGUGGGGUUGAAGAAACUCAAAUGUUUGUCCAUAACUAGAUCUAACCGGCUUCUAUCAAAGUCACUGGCUGAGAUCUUGUGGUCUAGGAUUUUCCCAAGUAAAUUUUCAAAUUCUAUUGUGCUCCCAAUGUGUUUACAAGGUUUCAAGUCCCUAACGAUACUACGUCUUCGAAAUUGCAACGUGUCAGAUGAUGCAAUUCCUAAAGACAUAGGGAGCUUGGUGUCUCUAAUGACAUUGGAUUUAGGAGGCAAUGACUUUGAUGCCCUACCAUCAAGCAUCAGCUGCCUUUCAAACCUUUACGAUCUUAAUUCGAGUGGUUGCUCAAAGCUUGAACAAAUAUUAAAUCUACCACCUUACUCACGAUGGAUUGAUGAAGUAAAAUGCAAGGCAUUGGAAAACAUAUCAGAACUACCAAAGAACGUCGAGCUUAUAGAGUGGAUAAAUGUUGCAGAAUGCCCCAAGGUAGUUGAGAUUUCAAGCUUUGACGGGGUGGUGCCAUAUAUUCCCAGUAUUAAGAUGUCGGGGGGUCAUUCAAAGUUGAAUCAGUCAUUUAAACAGAUCUUCCAGAGAAUGUUUGAAGAAAUAAAUGGAGGAAUAAAGGUAUGCAGUUUUCCAGAUGGGGCUGUUUCUGAGGAAAGCAGUUGGUCGCUACAUGUUGAAGCAUCUCAAAUUGCUGACUUUGAUUUCGAAGGAGCAGACAUUGAGUCUAUUAUGUAUCAUUGUCCUGUAGGCUUGAGAACAAAUGAUUGGUGGUUCAGAAAUGAUGAAUUACCAAAAGUAGGAGAUGGUGGGAAUGGCACUCACAUUAUUGGGAAAACUUGCUUUGAAUUCAGUGGAGGAUCUUCGAAUAGGACUAAAAUGGAUCACACCAUUAAGAUUAGUGAGGAAGAUAGAUUUCCAGCUCAAAUUACUAGCUUAUCUCGCAUUAGCAAUGUUAACAAGCUUAUCAAAGAGAAGCUUACUCCAACACAGUUGUAUAUGUUCAUAAAACGAACAAUAUUCGGGCGCUUUGUGGGCCUCAAUCUGAUGUUCUGCAGUUCCUUGGUGCCUGCUUAGGGAGGUUACUGACAGCACGACAGAUUGAAUGAGCUUCAAUAUUGGGGGCACCACCGUGACCUUCUCGAAGGCCGAGUUCUUAUUUAUAAUUUGGUUGUGAUGGCCAUCUCGUAGGAUCGUUAAGAAGAAUGUUUCAAAGAAAAGGCUCCGAAGACAAUACUCCAAGGAUUUGGUUGAUUUUUCGCUUGACAAUUUUGAAACUCGAUACAAGUUGACUGUCUUUGCCAAGGACGAGGACGUUGUAAAGGUAACCUUGAUAUACUACACCGAAUUUGUAACGAUGGGUAAGAACGAGGUGAAGUCCAACAUUUUUGACUGAGUUUGAUCCAUAUGUCCUUCGCUUCAUUUUUAGUAUUUUAUUGGUGGGAUUUAGUGUGCUUCAUGUCUUGUUUCAUAGACAAUUACUUUCUAGUUUUGACCGAUUCAAGUUUGGAGUUUAAUUUAAUGAAAUUUAAAAUUUAAAAUUUAAAUUGACACGUUGGCUAUGUAUAGGAAUGGAAAUAAGUUGACAAAGUUUUCUUGAUGCAACAAUUGUA
Molecule: messenger RNA, 3885 nt
Organism: Momordica charantia (bitter melon)
Lineage: Eukaryota; Viridiplantae; Streptophyta; Magnoliopsida; Cucurbitales; Cucurbitaceae
Product: TMV resistance protein N
Biological process (GO): defense response; signal transduction
Molecular function (GO): ADP binding
Source: RefSeq, a predicted model, not a curated record